Messenger RNA from Brassica rapa (field mustard), 9238 nucleotides. Its product is annotated as cysteine-rich receptor-like protein kinase 5. Gene Ontology annotation, biological process: defense response to bacterium; protein phosphorylation. Gene Ontology annotation, molecular function: protein serine/threonine kinase activity; ATP binding. The record is from RefSeq and is a predicted model, not a curated record. Lineage: Eukaryota; Viridiplantae; Streptophyta; Magnoliopsida; Brassicales; Brassicaceae. Gene Ontology annotation, cellular component: plasma membrane.
GAUGAGAUAAGGUAAAUGGUUGAGCAAUGCAAGCUUGUACUCGGGACAGGGAGGCGGAAACACGUAGUGAGGAAAGCAGCUAAGCAUCUGAUAAAACGAGGACAAGGAUGGACGCCGGUGACCCAAGCCACCGCCAACGGCUGAGAAGAUUAAGAGGUUUGUGCCUCUAUAAACACGUGUCAGAGAGCAAAAGCUAGGGCGAACUCAAUUAAGCAAAAUUCUAUGUUCUUCUUCUCCUUCUUCUUUCUUUUUUUUUUUUUUUUUGGUAAAAAUGUUAAGAUAUUAUUACCAAGUUUUUAAUUUGUGACAGAAAUACAUAGAUAACAAGAAGCAGAAUAAGAAAAAUAAAAUCCUAAACACACACUCGAUCGAGUAGCGAUAGACAAGCAAACACGACCACCACAACCACAGUCCCAAGACACAACUUAGUCCGCACCAACAGCUUGCCGCAAAAGGAUGAGCCAAGUUCAACCGAGAGUCGGAACCCAGUAAUUUUGGCCUCCCCGGUGAUCCGCUCUUAAAGAUAAUGACCCACCCGAAAACAGCUUGCCGAGCGCCUCAAAGAAAUGCCCAUACGAACAUCAGCAACAGCAGCGGUGCAACUCACCCACAACAUCCAAAUCGAGCAAUUAUUAGACCCGGAAACGGCCUGUACACUGCGCCGAACCGAGCAAAGUGGGCCGCCACCUCUGCUAUCCCUAAUCAGAGCCCAAACCUGCACACAACUGCCCCGCACACCACCACAAGAGGCUCAAGCAAACCUAUGAAGUGCUGGGAUGUGAGCGAAGACCGAGCGUUCGAUGCGGCGAUCAAAGACACGAGAACCACCACACGCCCAUAGCCGUCGAGAACCGACGAACCGAAAUUGGCGCUGUUAGAACCACCAAUUGCGACCGCAAAGAUGGAAAUAGAACCAGGGCUCAAACCAACCCAACAGUCCCCGACUUCCACAACAAACUAAAGCCGGCGACAUUGGGGAGAGACAAUUAGGGACCACGAACAGGAGGUCCGAAGGUGAGGAGUCGAAGCUCACGGCCACUGAAGCAGCAUAGACGACCGCCCUUUAAACCGCAAGCAAGACCUACGCGAGCCGGCCACUGAGCUCGAGCACCAACCCGCCUGCGUGCUCAACCCCACAACCCGCCGCCAUGGUAAUAGGACCCACCAGCACACACCCCGGCGAAAGGAAAAGGACCCAGACUCGACGAACCAUCGAGAACCUAGAGCAUCCUCUCGAACCCAAUGGCUUCCUUGACCAGAAACAGCAAGCCACCGCCGAACCAGAGAAGCCACACCGUCCCUCCCACUUGCGGACAGAGAGAAGUCAGACAAGAUCUAAAGGGAGAAAAUCGAUCUUGAACCACAACCCAAAAAUCCGACUGCAACAACUUCCAAUCGCUCAUUCUUCUCGCCGGAAUCACAGAUAAAGAGGAGAGGCCAGCGGAGAAGAAACUCCUCUGCAGCAGAGCACACCCCGACACCAAACCCUAGCCCACGACGCCGCACAUAUCGAAGGGGAGCAGACUGGAGAAGCGGCAGCAAAGCGAGAAAACCUAGACUAGAAGGAGAGCCCUCCGGUCUCCGGUACGCGCCGCCACGCGCCGUCCGGGCCGGAGGAAACGAGAUUUACUUUUUUUUGCCUGCAAGAGAUAAGGUCGGGGAGAGAGGGGAGAGAGGAGAGAGGUCAAGUUCUCCUUCCUUCCUUCCUUCCUUCCUUCCUUCUUCUUUCUUCUUAUGUCUUUUCCUUGUUUUCGAUCUCUUCUUCCUCUUUCAUUUUCUUAGCUUUUUUUUCUUCUUUGUUUGUAUUUUUCUUUGAUUUUUUUUUUUCAUUCAACUUUCUCAUUCCUUUCUCCUCUUUAUGUUUUUUUAUUCGAUCCCGCUCUCCUUCUCCUUAUAUUUUUUUUAUUUCACCUUUUUGUUCUUCGAUUCUCUCCUUUUACUCUUUAAAUCUUUUUCUUUUUCGAUUAUUAAGAUUAAUAAAGUUUGUACCUAGAAUUACAGCUAGGGAAUAGAAAGUCUUGCUCCAAUUUUUCUUAAAGGCAUUCUGUUGAUGAUUUUUUGUCAGAACAGGAGUGCACUGAACCAGGACGUACAAAUUCACGUAUUCUUUCCACUUGGCAUUUCUCGUACAGAAAUAUCGAGAACUGUUCGCUGCUUGGAUCAUCGUGGUCAACACCAAUUUUUUGAACUGGUCUUCAUAGUUGGACCCAAUACUGUAAUCGUUACACCACAAAAAUGUUCCACUGAAUGUGAGGUUUGAGAAAAUAUAACACAGUCCGAGUAUCUGAGCGUACAAUGAUUGUAAUAGAUAAUGGCCUCUCUCUGAGUGGGACACACAUGAUUAAGAUAUCUUUGACGGAAUAGGAGACGCAGUACAAGCUUCUUGCGAGACAUCACCUCGGCAGAGGAAAAGUCCGGUGACUCUACUCGGGGAUUGUCUCACCGUAGCGUUUUGGAAGCUGGUGGAGUAUGAGGCGUUUCCAGAUGAGAGAGAGGCCAAAAGUAUUUUGAGAUUGGUGAAAAGCUAUGAAGCCACUGAGGAAGGAGAAAAGAAACAUGAAGAUGAAAGAGACACAGAAGACAUGGUUCGGUUUCCCUGAUUUGGGGUUCAGACUAUGAAGGUCCCAUUUAUAAAAGAGCCCUCUCUUGGUUUGUGACGACCAUAAUCAGUGACGUGCAAAGGUUGUAAGGCCUAAGGCAAUUAUUUGUAAGUCAGAAACUGAAAAUUUGAUCCUUCGUUUUAUGAAUAUUACAAUGAACACAUCUAUCAAAAGUACAAUAUAAAAUCUAGAUACUGUGAUAAAACAAUAUAGAUUUUAAUUUUUUUUGACCCAUGCAAAAUAAGUGUGUUAAUGUAAAUGUGUUAAUUUCUUCAACCAUAUUCAUUAUUGAAUUCUUGGUACAGCCUUAUGGAUAGUCGAAUGAAUUCUAAUAGGUUGAGAGUUUCCCUGCAAAUAGUAUAUGUUUAUCCCACGUCAUGCAGAGGGUUAUACACAUUUUCUGAAGUUCCAAUUAUUACAAAAUAUAUAAAAUUUAUAUAACUAAAAUCUAAAGUUAUUUUAUCAAGUAUGAGAAUUUACUUUUCAUUUAAUUAAAAAAAAAAGAUUUUCUCAGAUGAGAAAAUAUUAUUGUUUCCAUUCCAUAGUAGUGUAAAAACGUAGACUAGUAUCAAAUAAAUGUCUUCGUUAAUGAUUUUCUUAGUAAGGUUUUGUUUAAAGUAUUUUUUCUUCAAGUUUGAUAGUUUUCAAGAUCAUACAUAUGUUGUUUGGGGUUAGGACAUCAAGCAUGUAUCUUAUGGAGACCUCUUGUGUCAAUUAAAUUUCAGUUGCAAGUUGCUCUUGACCCGUGCAAUUUCUAUUCGGUGGAUUUCUACAAAUAUAUAGCACCGGAAAACACGUUAUACAAUCUCCUACGCAGAAAUGAUGUUCCACUUCCACAUUAGGGACCACAAAAUAAAACAUAUUCCAAAAUAUAAUAAUAAAACUAAGUAAGAAGAUUCCCCCUGAUGAGGAAUAGCCAAGACGAAGUAGAACAUAAAGCAGAGGAAAAAAGUAGAACAUAAAGCAAAAGAAAAUGGUAACGAAAAUGAAAGGUUCGUCCACUGAAGACGAAGUGAAGACAAUAUACAAAGACUUAUCAACGUACUAGGCUUUAGAAGAUUAGUAAGUAGGAAACCAAAUCCUGUAGCCAUUUAAAACAUGGCUUUAGAAAAAACUAUUAAAAUUAAAUAUUAAUUGUGUAGUAGUUAACCCUUUUUUGAACAUGUAAUUGACCAUUUCUGCUGCUGAUUAUGUUUCUCUCUUUUCUUUUUCGCCUUCCUUACAAUCUUGAGUUCUUACAAAUUAAAUAAAGCAUUCAGCCUACGGAAAGAAAGAGCAUCCACCAAACAUAAAUUUGCUUGUUGGUUAAAACAACAUAUAGAAAGUUGAUGUGUUACUAGUCAUGCGUCAAGUAGACAUAUCUUGUGGUUUUUAAGCAUUGACUUGGACUUAGAAAAAUCUUAUGUUUAUAGAAAGCAACACUCUUACUUGGCUUCAGAUUAUUUAAGACCACCUAUGGGAAAGGAAAAAAAAACAUAAUAUAACAAGAACAUUUAAGGAAAAAUGUCUGGUUAUGGCUUCCUCUUCCUUUUCACUUUCCUUACAAACCUGAGACCUUCUGUACAGCAACACAGACCGACUUACGUCGGUUAUGUUUGUCAGCCAGAGAAAACUUACCUCAAAAACAGCACAUACUCCUCAAACCUCGAAACCCUUUUGUCCUCUCUUUCUUCUAGUUACAAUCAUUCUUUCUCCUAUGGAUUCCAAAGACUUAAAGAGGGACAAAACCCUGACAUGGUAUUCGGACUUUUCCUCUGUCGCCCAGAUGUAUCGUUCGAAAUCUGCCGUGACUGCAUCAGCCUCUCCGUCAAGGACACUCUAAAUCAUUGUCCAAAUGAAAAGGAGGCUUUGAUUUAUUACGACGAAUGCAUGCUUUUAUACACUGACCGGAAUAUCCUCUUGGAUCCUGUAACAAAAAUUGGAGAGCUGAUGGUAGUAAACCAACAGAAUGUUACGGCAAACCAACCUGUUCGAUUCAGUAAGGUGGUCCAUUCUUUGAUAAACGAAGCUGCAGAGGAGGCUACUGCUAGUCCAAGAAAGUUUGCGUUUAAGAAGGAGAACUACGCAUCAGCUCAAACGGUUUAUGUAUUAAUUCAGUGCAUGCCUGAUCUGACAGCAGUGAUGUGCUCAAACUGUCUGCAACAAACCAUCGAGAACGUGCCUCUUGACAAAAUCGGAGCAAGACUUCUUUCUCCGAAUUGUACCUUAAGGUACGAUAUUUACCCUUUCUACAAUGAAACCUAUCAAGAAGUUGCCUCUAACGAUAUGCAUGGAAAAGAAGAGAACUCCAUGCAAGUUAUAAUUAUAGCAAUUGUUGUGCCGCUAGGUGUCUAUGUUCUUCUUUUUAUAGUCAUUUGUAGCUUCUAUGUAACAACGAGACUGAAGAAUACUUAUGAGACAGCAACUGCAGAUGAUGGUGGGGAUGAUAUUACAACCGCUGGCUCAUUUCAGUUUGAUUUUAAAGCUGUUGAAGCAGCAACCGAUAACUUUUCUGAAAGAAACAAACUCGGUCAAGGUGGAUUUGGAGAAGUGUACAAGGGAACAUUUCCUAAUAGAUUACAAGUUGCGGUGAAGAGACUAUCGAAAACAUCAGUACAAGGCGAAAAAGAGUUCAAGAAUGAGGUAAUUGUUGUGGCGAAGCUUCAGCACCGAAAUCUUGUCAAGCUUCUCGGAUUUUGUUUUGAAAGAGAAGAGAAAAUACUCAUCUAUGAGUAUGUGCCUAACAAAAGUCUUGAUUACUUCCUCUUUGGUCAGUUAAUAUAUUACAACAUUUUAGGCCAAGUUUUUUCAUUACUCAAAUCAUUCUUGAGACCACUGUUCUAUAACAUUGUAAACACCAAUGGUCCAGACUCUACAAUGAAAAUGCAGCUGGAUUGGACAAGAAGGCACAAUAUCAUUAGAGGAAUUGCUAGAGGGGUUCUAUAUCUUCAUCAAGAUUCACGACUCACAAUCAUCCAUCGUGAUCUCAAAGCUAGUAACAUCCUCUUGGAUGAUUCCCUGAACCCGAAAAUUGCAGAUUUUGGAAUGGCGAGGAUUUUUGGAAUAGACCAAACAGAAGCCAGUACGAGAAGAGUAGUGGGAACCUAUGGCUAUAUGUCUCCGGAGUAUGCAAUGUACGGCCAAUUCUCCAUGAAGUCAGAUGUUUAUAGCUUCGGUAUUUUAGUCCUUGAGAUUAUAAGCGGCAAAAAGAAUAGCAGUCUCUAUAAUAUGGAUGAUCAUGCUGGAAAUUUGGUUACAUAUACUUGGAGACUAUGGAGAAAUGGGUCACCAUUAGAGGUUGUGGAUCCAUCCUUUCAAGAGAACUGUCAAGAAAACGAAACUAGAAGAUGCAUCCAUAUAGCUUUACUGUGUGUUCAAGAAGAAGUUGAAGAUCGUCCAACUAUGUCAGAAAUAGUCCAGAUGCUUACUACUAGCUCAAUUGCUCUUCCCAUUCCUCAACCCCCUGGAUUUUUCUUACGCAUGAAACAUGAGGAAGUAAGGGAAGCAGGUCCAGCAGUGGAUUCUUCUGCUCUAUGUUCUGUCGAUGAUGCUUCCAUUACUCGUUUAACUCCUCGCUGAGGAUAAAACGUUUCACAAAGACAAGUAAGCAUCGAAAAAGAAGAAAGCUUUUUCCUCAGUUGAAAUGGUUCUAUUAUUUUUCAUUUUCUGUAAGUAUCCAGCAAGCAAGUACACGAUAGUCUUGUUUAUAAUCUUAUUUCUUAAAGGAGAAAGAGACAAAAUGUUGAGGAGAAUCAAUGGCGCUAUUGUUGGUUCUUCGACAGUGAGUUAGUUUUGUUGGACUAGAGAUGUGUAGUUAAUUAUGGUGUUGAGUAGCUAUAGAUCUUGUAUUAUACAGAAAGAAGAAAAUGAUGUAAGUAGCCAAAAGUUUCAGUUCCUCUGUUUUUCUCUUAGUAUAGUCUUCAUUUCAGAGUUUGGAAAGUCUCUGUAGGACCCUGAAAUUCUAAAACAUAUGAUGUAAAAGAUGUAAUUACUGAGAGUGUUUAUUGGUUCUGAAGCAAUGAAGACUAGAACCGAAUAACCUAGAAUUGUUAAAGUACUGUUUUAUCUUUUAUAAGAGCAUGAUUAAUGGGAGAUUCUUAGGGGUGGUUCUUAUCGUAAUAUAAAAAAUCGUCUCUUAAUUUUUAACUAAAAGUUAUUUAAAUAAGAUAUUUAAGAGUCAGUUCUUAGUUUUUUUAAUUAAAAGUUAAGAGACGAUUUUUUAUAUUCCACUAAGAACCCUCGCUCUAAAAAUCAUCCAUUAAUCAUGUUUAAGCUCUUCUUUUGUUACUUGUCCGGUAAGGAAGUAAAAAGAAAACGGCCUAUUCACCCAAAGUCUCUCCGCCUAUCAUAAUUCAUAAGUCAUAACAAAUCAUCAACUUUAUAUCUUUUGAACUCCUAUUUAUUAUUAUUUUUUCUCAUUCACAUGAUUAUUCCAACAUUUAAAUAGUUUGAUUGAUUUAUUGAAAUUCAUUUAAUUAACAAUUAGACUUGAUGUUACACGCGUAGUUGACCUUGACUUGCAUGCCACUGUAUACAGAAAAAAAUGCAUUGACUUUGGCUGGCUGGUUUCACACUCAUUCAUUACUCAGUAGUAUUCAACUCGUCAAUCCAAUAAAGAAGAAAAACAAAAGCGGAAAGGAGAAGAAGUUGAAUAAUGUCUGCUUAUACUUCCUUAAACUGCAUCCUCCUUCUCACCUUCUUCACUGCAAGCUUGGGGGCUUCUGCACAACUACAAUACCCAACUUACGUCGCCUAUAACUGCAGUAACAGGUACAGGACAUCACCAAACCACGCUUACCUAUUCAAUAUCAGAAGUCUUUUGACUUCCUUUACUAACAUCCCUGCUUCCUUAUUCUCCGAGGGAUAUCAUUCUGUCGUAAGGGGUCAAAACGCUAGCAUGGUAUUCGGAAUGUUUCUCGCCGGAAGUUUGCCGUGACUGUAUCAUUUUUGCUUCUAGUAACACUCAGAGGCGAUGUCUAAGAGGGAAGGAAUUAAUGAUUCAGUAUGAUGAGUGCAUGCUUGGGUACUCGGACCAGAAUAUUUUAAUGGAUUAUGUAACAAGGUCCACUGUCCACACCAAGAAUAAUCACUUGGAGCACUCAGGAAAUUCCAGUGUACCAACUGGACGGGCUCAAGGAUGCAAUGCGUUUACAAAUUGAAUUUUACUUCGUCUCAGACGCAGUAUGCAUUGGUCCAGUGUUUUCCUGAUUUGUUACCUGAAGAGUGCAAAAGCUGUCUUACACAAUCCAUGACGCAAUUUAAUUUCAGCAGAGUUGGAGGAAGAGUUCUGUUCCCGAGUUGUAACUCAAGAUACGAGAUUUACCCUUUUUACAAUGAAACCUUUGUGGCAACUCUCCCUCCAUCCCCGCUCAUUACAUAUCCUCCGUUGCCAUUGGUUACAGCUCCUUCGUUGCCAUGGUUACAGCUCCUCCAUUGCCGCCUGGUAAAAACCUCUCUGUAUCUUUUUUUUUCAUUUACUUCCAGUUGAGACGUUCAAGACUUGGGAAGUCAUGUGUCAUGUCUGAUAUAUCACUUUGGCAGGAAAAGAAAGAAACUCAACGGUGAUAAUCUUAGCAACUGGUGUGCCGGUUGCUGUCUUUGUUCUCUUUCUUGUGGCUGUUUUAAGUUGCCAAGAAACAAAGAGAGUGAAGAAGGCUGAUGAUACUACAGUUGCAUAUGAUGGUAACGAUUCAAUAUUUUGUGUGUGCUCUGCUUAAAGUUUUAUGGAACUGAAUCCUUAACUAUAUUAUACUAGGAUCGGCCCGCCCUACGGGCGGGAUAUUCUUUAUAUGUGAUCUAAGUUAUUAUUUUUUUGUAUGAUUUUGUGGUUCGUAUUUUAGGUUUUCAUUUGUAAGAAAUGUGUAUGAUAAUAAUUUUUGUCUUUUAAAAAAUUUUAGGUGAAAAAGAAUUAUAUGUGAUAAGAUAUGUUUUGCUUGUUUACAAUAGUUCUCUGUUCAAAAUUUUAAUUUAAUUGUCUUUGCAUUUUAUUUGAAUAUAUAUAUAUAUAUAUAUAUAUAUAAGAAUCUAUAAGGUAGUAUAGAAAUUUGAAACCAUUUUGUUACUUUUUUUGUAUUAAAUUUGAAAUGUUAGAACUCAUUGUUUGUUGUGGGUUUAUUAUUUGUAAUUGUAGAUUUAAUGAUAUGAGUUAGAAAUUAACUAAUUGUUCAUUUUGAUCUACUUUUUUUCGUUUUGAUCAUUUAGGUUUUACGUAAACCAUCUUUUUGGUUUAUUUCAAAAUUAUUUUUAUCGGCCAACAAAGUUUGUAGUUUGCAAUUUUGGUUUAAUAUACAUACAAUUUUUUAAAAAGAAGUUUGACCAAUGAUUUAAACAUGUUAUUAUUCAUAUACAAUUUGAUGGCCGUAUAAUGUAUAUAACUAUGUUGUAUUUUUAUGUUAAGAUUUGAAAGUAAGAUUAUAACAACUUUGAUGUUUUUUUUUGUCAACAACAACUUUGAUGUUUUAAUGUAUGUUAGGGCGUAGAUGGUUUAUUAUUAUUUAGAUCAUGUACGUUAUACAGGGGUGACUGUGUAUUGUUUUAAGAGUUCGGAGCAAUAAAAUACUACAUAUAAGUUUGGGUGAGGUUUAUGUGGGUUUCUUGAUUAAAUGUUAUUGGUUAUGCAUAUACAUAUUGGUUGGUUAAAUUAGGAUUUCUUUGUGUUG